This is a messenger RNA of Hylaeus volcanicus, 3424 nucleotides long. RefSeq lists its product as uncharacterized. Gene Ontology annotation, cellular component: endoplasmic reticulum membrane. Lineage: Eukaryota; Metazoa; Arthropoda; Insecta; Hymenoptera; Colletidae. Gene Ontology annotation, molecular function: protein binding. Bases 267 to 2969 code for a protein of 900 amino acids. The record is from RefSeq and is a predicted model, not a curated record. The transcript has 10 exons. Gene Ontology annotation, biological process: ERAD pathway.
UAGUGUGUCACUUUCUCUCUAUUUUAACUGAUCUUUUCUUACGACUUUCACAAAUAUUUUCCAAAUUUUUCAUAGUGUGUCUAAUAUUGUAGACGUAAAUGUAUUAAAUUUGUUUUUAGCGGUUUAAAAAUUCUGUAAAUGGGUUUUUUUUCUUACGAUUUGGCAAAAUAAAAAACGAUUUAUCAGCUAUUUUUUCACAGGUAGCGAUAUUGCACAAAAGCAAGUGGGGUGUGGGUAAGGAUUGAUUUAAGAAGCUUUUUUUUUUAAUGUAUUACUUGAGAUUUCAAAUCUGUUGGCUUUUGCUGUUACUAUAUUUAAAUCCCUUUUUAAUAAAUUUAAAAAGUCAACCUACGAAUCAUGGGUAUAGUUCGAAUACAACUUUUAACGUUGAUGCAUCACUUAAAUCGUCCAACAUAUCAAAAAAAAAUAAGACAUUACCUGAAUUUCCAUUAACAUUAUAUAAUGAUUUUAUCAAAUCGCAUUUAACGGAAUCAUUUUCUUUUAAGCAAAAAAAAAAAGAUACACAAUUUUUAUAUAAAUUAUUAGAAUGCGUAGAUACUGAUAUAAAUUGUGCGUAUCAUUUAGGAAAUCUUUAUUUUCAGGGACUUGUAGUACCGAAAAUUGUUUCUCCAUAUGACUCAGGAAAAAAUUUAACUCGUGCUAUAGGAUUAUGGCAUUAUGCAGCAUCUGAAGGAAAUGCGAAUGCACAAUAUCAAAUGGCUCUUGUGUACUCAACAAUGUAUAAUCCACCAUCUUUUCUUAUGAAUCCUCAAAAUGUAUGGAACCAUCUUCACUCGAAAACGUUGAUGAAAACCAUCCCAAAACAAUUAAAAUGUUGGAAGUCACAUCAUGAUAAAAUAGAAUCAUUAAUCCAAAAUUUAUCGACACUUGAAAUUUACCGAUUUGUUUUAUCAAUGAAAGUGUUAGACUUCCAAGGAGAACCUCAAAAAUUACAUGAAUACGAAUCCAGGCUAGUUAAACAAUUUGUCAAGCAUUCGUAUCAAACAAAACAACGGGCAACGAACAAUACAAUAUCCAAUGUGUGCCUAGCCAAACCCAUUUUGCUUAACAUUUUUUCUGAUCACCAUUCUAUUGAAAACAAUCCUCAGCAUAACGUAGCAUUGGCUCAAACCUUUCCAUUACAUAAACGUGAUGGAUUGGCUGUUUUAUAUAUGUAUUUAGCGGCUCAAGGAAAUCAUGUUGGAGCACAGAUAAGCUUAGGAUAUUUUCACACGCAGGGCUUGCAUACUCCACAACGUUGUCAUGCAGCUGCAGCUUAUUACCUACGAGUUGCUCGAGAUGUAGUGAAAAUAUCGAGUCAUGGUAUUCCUCAAAGUAGUAGUAAUAUACGUGUGAGCCUUUUGGGUUUAGAAACAGUUUAUGAUAUGGAAAAACUCAAAAUCCUUUCUGUUGCAAGAGAUUUGAAAUCUCAUUAUUUAGAUUUACAAUUUCAUGUUGCUCGCACGGGUGAUCCUCGGUCCCAGACAGCUGUGGGUAAACUUCAUUUAUUUGGAAUAGAACAUUUACCUCAAAAUUUCAAAAAGGCAUUCCAUUAUUUUAGUUUAGCUGCACAAAGUGAUUAUAAAGAAGCCAUAUCUUAUUUAGGAUACCUUUACGCGCUAGGGCUUGGUACCGAACGGAACCUCGAUAUGGCUUUCAAACUCUUCUCUUAUGUCAUCUCUUCUUCAGAUAAUAAUUUAGCACAUAAUGGCCUUGGAUAUAUUUAUUUUAAAGGAACAUCGAAAAUAGGUCAAGAUUAUUCAAAAGCAUUUCAACAUUUUAAUAUAAGCGCUUCGAAUGGAUUUCCUGAUGCACAAUAUAAUCUUGGAUCCAUGUAUCUUUCAGGCGUAGGGGUUGAUCAAUCAUUCACGAAAGGCUUUCAUCUCUUAUCUCUAGCUAUGGAGCAAGGCCACAGUGUAGCAACGUACAUGAUGGGCAUUGUUCACCUUAAUGGUAUCGCAACAGUUCGUGACUGUUCUUUAGCAACCAAGUUAUUUCGUCGCGUGGCAUUGAAACAUUCAUGGGUUGUUAAACGUUUACAAAAAGUAUCUGUUUUCUUGCGAAGAAAUCGUAAGGAGGAAGCAGCAUUUCUAUUUUGGUCCCUGGCAGAAACAGGUCACGAGGCGUCUCAGAGCGAUUUCGCUACAUUACUUGAUGGUGGAGGGAUGUUUACUUUGGUUGGAGAUCGCGUAGAAAUAUCUAGGCCUCUGUCUUUCUUGCAUAAUAUUAUGAGUUCAAUUCCAGUUCUAAAACGUUGUUUUUUUAAACCCACCUCUUUAUUUUCAUUAGACCGAUAUCCAAGUAUAAGCGUCAAUCGAGCGUUUGCUCAAAGGUACUGGGAAUUAGCAGCAGCUCAAAAUUCUCUUCAAGGCUACUGUCGUCUAGGUGAUUACGCAUAUAAUGGAUGGGGAGUGAAACCUAUGAAUGAGAACUUGAUCGAUUUAACCACAUUUCGCAUAGUUACGGGAAUUGAUUUAUCAGACAUUCUUCCAGAGAAAGAUACGUUUUUAGAUAAUAAUGGUGUUCCAUUGUCUGACUGGGCACAACCACGUGUCAUGUUUCCAUCUUCUCAUGCUCGACAAUCCCUUCCUAAUUAUCAAGCUGCUUUUCGAUUUUAUGAAGCUGCUGUCACCUUCGAUCCCUCAUUACACCCAGCAGGAUUAACUUAUGUUCCUGAAGCACUAUUUCUGCUCGCUCGACUUUAUCAACUAGGUCUUGGGACUCCUAGAAAUCUUUAUAUGGCAGCACAGCAAUUACAAAGACUUAUUCAAGUUAAUACGUCAACAUCAUCUAUUGUAGGAAAAGUGUAUAUUUUUAUAUUGCGUCUUCAUUCUGUUGUGUUAUACUUUCGUGAAAAAACAUUACUUGGAGUCAUUUAUGAAGACAAACGUUUUUUAAUUAUUUUUAUAAAUCUUCUUGGUUUAUGCGUUGCUUUUCUUUGUCAAUUUUUUUUUAAAGAACAUCAUUAAAUCUUUUUUUUUUUCACACAUUCAAAUCAAUUGGUCAGUCAGUUACCCUGGAUUCCCUCUAUCCACUCACUUGAUGGGAUCUCAGAGUAUACAUUUAUACCUCUUUUAGAUGGUCUUUGUUUUAUAAUCCUUGAAAACCCAAAAUAAAAUUUUGAAAUUGUGUCUCUUAUUAUAAGGAUACUUUUUUUUUUUUAAGAGUUAUAACUUAUCAAGUUUUCGAAACACGUUUGUGUACCAGUUUUAAGAGUGCAUUUGGCUCUUGAAAUAUAGUGUGGUAACAAUACAGCUGAAAUUGGUUUUUAAUUUGUGUGUGUAAAUUAAUGAAGAAAUAAUGCGUAAUCCGAAGUAUUCAAAUAUAUCACAACCAUAUGAAUGGUCUGAAGACAGAAAGUGCAAUGUAAUUGUUUCUACGACCAAACUGUAUUAUAAUGCUAUACAAUUUUUUUCAGAAUCCU